This is a messenger RNA of Cooperia oncophora, 264 nucleotides long. The record is from the annotation of a GenBank genome assembly. NCBI's taxonomy places the organism in Eukaryota, Metazoa, Nematoda, Chromadorea, Rhabditida, Trichostrongylidae.
AUGGAGACGAAGCACAUCGUGCGUGGAUAUUACAAAUGUCAUUUUCAUGUCGAUAUCCUCAGAGCUGCUCGAGAAGAUGCAGGACCGUCUUACUCGCUUAAGUGUAUUGGAGGUGGAAGGAUCCGGCACGAAGACGACGCAAAGGAAAUCCUCGUUUAUGGAUAUUCUCAUGGUUUUGGACAAGCAGAUCAUUCGAUAACAGUCGAUAUCCUCAAAAAGCGAUACCCUGAUUACCACAUAACCUUCUCGAAUGAGGGUUAUUGA